Arthroderma uncinatum is the source of this 1692-nucleotide messenger RNA. RefSeq names its product phosphatidylserine decarboxylase. Gene Ontology annotation, molecular function: phosphatidylserine decarboxylase activity. Gene Ontology annotation, cellular component: mitochondrion; ribonuclease P complex. Gene Ontology annotation, biological process: phosphatidylethanolamine biosynthetic process; tRNA 5'-leader removal. The transcript is spliced from 4 exons. Bases 1 to 1692 code for a protein of 563 amino acids. The record is from RefSeq and is a predicted model, not a curated record. Lineage: Eukaryota; Fungi; Ascomycota; Eurotiomycetes; Onygenales; Arthrodermataceae.
AUGAGGGUCCUCGUCACGCCAAACCAUGCGCCCGAACGCUGGCUUGGAAAUAUCCUCGACGACGCGAAUGGCAAAGAUACCCCCUCAAGCCUUGCACCGGUCAUCCAAGAGUUCAAAGACCUGAUCGAAACCGAUCCGAUACUCUACAUGCUCGCUACGUCCAUGUUCGAUGAGAUACCCAAUACAGCCCCCUAUCGGAAUGACCCAACAAAUCGGCCGCAGGUCCGAAGCUACAGAGCAAUGCUUCACCUGUUCAAUAUUCUACUACCCAGAGCUCCAGAGUGGUAUGAUGACGCCUUCGUUGCAGGCCUAGUUGGGUUCCCAUUCAACGCCGUGCUGAACUGGCCUAUGAACACGAACAGUGGACGUCAGUUCUUCCUACAUAGGAGAGUCAACGAUCAGAUCAAGCGGAUAUUAAGUGUCUGGGGACAUAACCUCACCUUAACCUCAUCGAUACCCCAGAGCGACCUUGAACGGGAGAGGAGCUGGUUCGGUGACGCUGCCAUCGCCCAGAUGACCAGAAAGGCAAAUCUCCGUGGUAGAACAGACCUUCAGUUCCACGAGCUAUUCGACUGUCAGCAAACUGAAUGCUACGGAUACAAGUCCUGGGACCAGCUAUUCACCCGCAAGUUCAGUCCGGGGAUUCGCCCACUACCGCAAAACGACAGUGACGCCAUCAUAGUCAACGCAUGCGAAUCAUCCCCGCUAUCGUAUCAGGAGAACGUAUCGAAGCGAACACCCUUCUGGCUCAAGGGAAGCAAAUAUUCCCUCCAAGACAUACUUGGUUCAGAGUCCCGCGCCCACCAGUUCAGUGGUGGCACGGUAUACCAGGCCUUUCUCAGCGCAGAGUCAUACCACCGCUGGAAUUCCCCUGUUUCAGGCACCAUCGUAGAGAAAAGAUUGAUUAAAAGAACAUAUUUCGCCACAGCCCCUGGUACGGGCUUUGCAUCAGAAUACGGGCCAGACGCGCGCGGGCCGGACAAUUCCCAGCUCUACAUCACGCAUGUCGCUACUCGGGCGGCGAUUUUCAUCGAGGCAAGGGAUCCGCGUAUCGGCCUCAUGUGCUUUCUUGCCGUGGAGAAGGGCGAUGAGCUUGGUAUGUUCCGUGGUGGCGGAUCGACUCAUUGUCUGAUAUUCAGGAACGGGGUGAAAUUAGACUGGAUCCCGCAGGCUAUGUAUCCUGAGACCAUGAUGGAUAAUCUUCCUGUCAGGACGGAUGCGCUCACGCCGCAGGCCCUGGCUAGGAUGGUCAGAGAAGCCGUGGCUGAGAUGUUUGGCGACUGGGGGAUGGGCAAGUUAGGAGGCGCUGGUGCUGGUGCUGUUAGUGUGAAAUAUUUAUCGCCUGCAACAUCAACGGCUAUCAUACGCUGUCCUCGUGCGAGUUACCGCUUGGUUUGGUCUGCUCUGACAUAUACGUCAAGCCUCCCCUCAUCAUGCCGGCCUGCUGGCCAGGAAGGUACCGGUACGCAGCGGGAAUGUGUAUUCCGCGUAGUACGAGUGUCCGGUACCAUGAAGAAGGCUGAGCUAGAGGCCAUCAGGAGGGCUCGAAAUGAGGUGGUCAAGCUGACGAAAGAAUGGGAAAAUGGAGGGAAGGCCGCACUUGAAGGCAUGUUUACCGACUCUGCUGAUGGCCCUGGUGCGCUCGCUGCUGGUAUAGAGAGUGGAAGCGAAGGUGACGAUGACAGUGAAUAG